AUGGAUCCCAGCGAACUCAAACAAGAGGGCAACGAGCACUUUCGCGGGCAGCGAUGGGAGCAAGCACUCGCCGCGUAUCGCACCGCGCUUGGCCGGCUCCCCAAACGACGGAAACUGCCAGAACCCAAGCCUGUCCCGCCAGACGACGAUGAGGACAUUCAAGAAUCUAAUCAAGAGGAAGAAGAGCCACAAGAGCUAACUCCCGAAGAGUUGGAACACGCGAAAACGCGUGCAGUGUUGAAUGCCAACAUCGGUGCUUGCUAUGUGAAGCUGGAAGACCACAAAUUAGCGGUCGAAGCCUGCACUGAGGCCCUGUUGGACGAUCCAAACUAUGCCAAAGCAUUGCAGAGACGCGCGGCGUCAAACGAGAAACUUGGCACAUGGAGCUCGCUAACCGCAGCACAAGAAGAUUACAACACGCUUCUCAAAUUAGGCGAUCCAUCGGUUGAGCGGAGUCUGGCCGCGUUGAAACCACGCUUGGAGGCGGCACAGAAGAGGGAAACAGACGAGAUGUUGGGCAAGCUGAAGGGCAUCGGGAACAGUAUUCUCGGCAACUUUGGCUUGUCGACAGACAACUUCCAGUUCGUGCCGAAUGGUGAGGGAGGGUAUUCGAUGAAUUUCACGCGGUAG
Molecule: messenger RNA, 630 nt
Organism: Mycena indigotica
Lineage: Eukaryota; Fungi; Basidiomycota; Agaricomycetes; Agaricales; Mycenaceae
Product: TPR-REGION domain-containing protein
Exons: 6
Coding region: 1-630 (209 amino acids)
Molecular function (GO): protein binding
Source: RefSeq, a predicted model, not a curated record